Molecule: messenger RNA, 1710 nt
Organism: Colletotrichum navitas
Lineage: Eukaryota; Fungi; Ascomycota; Sordariomycetes; Glomerellales; Glomerellaceae
Product: glutamate decarboxylase
Exons: 4
Coding region: 1-1710 (569 amino acids)
Biological process (GO): L-glutamate catabolic process
Cellular component (GO): cytosol
Molecular function (GO): glutamate decarboxylase activity; pyridoxal phosphate binding
Source: RefSeq, a predicted model, not a curated record
AUGCCUCUCUCAAGCCAUGUCAACCCAGAGGACAUCGUCCAACGGCUCCAGGCAGCUCACAUCACACCUGCUGGGCACGCUGGCGCCCUCAGCCAAGCCACCUCGACACACAUCCAACCCUAUGAUAGUCGCUACACCAGCCAAACAAACAUCCCAAAGUACAAGAUUCCCGAACAAGGCGCCCCGGGAGACACCGUUUUCCAGAUGAUCAGGGAUGAACUGGACCUUGACGGGAAGCCCAACCUCAACCUGGCGAGUUUCGUCGGCACCUGGAUGGAGCCUAACGCCACCCAGCUCAUGCAGGAGAACCUGUCCAAGAACUUGUCCGACGCAGACGAGUACCCUGCCAUGAUGGAUAUGCAUCAGCGCUGUAUCAGCAUCAUCUCGCAUCUUUGGGGCGUCCAACCCGGCGAAAAGGCCAUUGGCUCCGCAACCACCGGCUCGUCAGAGGCCAUUCACCUCGGCGGGCUCGCCAUGAAGCGGAGAUGGCAGAUCAAGCGCAAGGAGCAGGGCAAGGACGCGUCGAAGCCCAACAUCCUGAUGGGCUCCAAUGCGCAGGUUGCCUUGGAGAAGUUCGCUCGCUACUUCGAUGUCGAGGCCCGGAUCCUGCCCGUCAGUAAGAAGAGUCACUACCGUCUCGACCCCGCCCUGGUGAGGGAGAACGUUGACGAGAACACUAUUGGCGUUUUCGUAAUCCUCGGCAGCACUUAUACGGGCCACUACGAGCCCGUCGAAGAGAUCUCUCAGAUUCUUGACAAGUAUCAGGAAGAGACGGGCAUCGAUAUCCCCAUCCAUGUCGACGCUGCGUCUGGCGGCUUUAUUGCCCCUUUCACGCAUGCUGGUGUUGGCGGGUCCAAGUGGAACUUCGAGCUUCCUCGUGUCAAGUCGAUCAACGUAUCUGGCCACAAGUAUGGCCUCGUCUACGCCGGCCUCGGCUGGAUCAUUUGGCGUGACCAGUCCUUUCUGCCAGAGGACCUUAUCUUCGAGCUGCACUACCUCGGCGGCACCGAAAAGUCCUUCACCCUAAACUUUUCCCGCCCGGGUGCCCAAGUCAUUGUCCAGUACUACAACCUCAUCCACCUAGGCUUCGAUGGCUAUCGCUCAAUCAUGGAGAACUGUCUUUCCAACGCUCGCCUCCUUUCUCAAAGCCUCGAAGCUACGGGCUGGUACACUGUCAUGUCCGAUAUUCACCACCCUGCCCCCCACAAGGCUGCCAGCCAUGCCGCCAAGUCGAUCGUCAAGCAGGCAGCUAGCACUGUCGGAGGCGAAAAUGCUGGUCCGAGUGAGACGUCCGCCGAUUACGUCGCUGGUCUUCCCGUCGUCUCUUUUGGUCUGACGGACGAGUUUAAGAACAAGUACCGGCACAUCAAGCAGGAGACCAUCUCACUCAUGCUCCGCGCCCGCGGCUGGAUUAUUCCCAACUACCCGCUUCCGCCCAACGAGGAGAAGAUUGAAAUUCUCCGCGUGGUGGUUCGCGAGACCAUGACCUUUGACUUGCUCGAACACCUGAUCACGGACAUCGUCGAGGUCACGGAAACGCUCAUCGAGCAUGACGAGAUUGAUCUGCAAGCUUUGAAGAAGCACCACAGCCGCAGGCGGGUGCGUGCCAAGGGCGAUGAUGAGAAAAACAAGAAGAAAGAGGGCGCAGCCAAGGAGAUUGGAAAGGAAGUCAGGUCAAUGGAGGACGGUAUUCACCGUGCCGUGUGUUAA